UCCUCACGGUUGCCGAAAUGGCGCAAAUUUACAACGUUUGCCGGUUUUGCAUGCAGCAGGAUGAGGUGCCUUUAAUCCCAUCUUCGGAAGUUUCAAUUGAGGAACUUACCGUAGAAGAUGUGGAGCGAUUCACCGGCAUACAGCAGGUUGGGAGCAUAUCGUUCGCAGUCUGUGUUGAUUGUGUCGACCGAUUAAAAGCAGCUGUGGUAUUUCGUGAAUAUUGUAUGAGAAAUGAUAUUUUAUUUCGGGACCUACUUCACCGCACCGCACGCGGUAGCGUAGAGUACGUUCAAGAAAGUUGAGUUUGAUUCGUAGCCAGCGAACGUGCCUCAUGUUCAAAAUCCGUUCAGGAUGGAUUCCUCGAUAAAAUCCGCGCUUUCGACCGAAGCCAGGUAGGGAUCGGGAUUUUGUUUCCAUAUUUUUGACUAUUUGUUUAAUAAAUCAUCAAAAUACUUCGGCCAUCGGUAAAUUACCAGCCGGAAACCGUGACAUAAAUAUGUGGAAUUCAAAUCUGCGGAUUUAGUACAACUGCCCUGGCUAUAAAAUGAUUUUAUAGCAUCUCAGAUAUUAGUUUAUGCUAUAAACUGGCUGCUGUCAUCCGCUCGCUCUGGUAUCGCCUCGCCUUCAAGGGUUAUCGGUUUGUUAUUAAACAACAGCAGUCGUGUUCGAUAUGGCGCUCCACGUACAUUAUUCGCUAAUUUGUCGAUUCUGUUUGAGCCAGGAUUUUCAAAACCUGGUCCCAUUAAGCACGAUAAUAAACAGUACACUCACUUGGGAGGAUGUGGAACGAUUUACUGGAAUUGUGAACCUACAGGACGACCGAAGCUCGUACGUGCUGUGUAGGGAUUGUCACAUAAAGUUGAUUAACGCCGUCACCUUCCGUCACAGCUGCUUGGCAAAUGAAGCUUUCUUUCGGCAGUUUUCCCCCAAAGUGGAAGAGUUUGUUGAGAGUUGCGAUGAAGCGGAUAAAUUGGCCGUGGAACCGAUCGAAACCAUAACGCAAAUAGAAGUGCUUGAUAACAAACCCACGAAGCGAAAAGUGAGGAAAGUUGUCAAGCGUCAAGAAGCGCCCGUACCAAGGGAACGGUCGCCGUAUGCUUUCGUGCAGGAGGAAGAGAUAGUUGAUUUUGAUUACUGCGCCAAUCGUAUCGAACUAGGUGAACCGCACUCCAGCGACGAUGAGCACUAUGAAAGCCGGAAAGUUAAACAGGAAAAUCAAGCAACGCUGGACCGUGCUGCUUUGUUUACCGAAAGCAUGCGCCUGAUACGAACCGCACAGGAACGGCAGCAGCAACAGGAAGAGAUACGGAACAACGAAAGCAGCGACUGUGACAGCACGCACCCGGUACGGGACAAACUAUCCAAGCCAAACCGAUCACAACUUUGCGACAUAUGUGGCAAAGUCGUGCAAAAGAUAAGCGACCAUAUGACGACCCAUACGAAGGAACUGCGGUACGCUUGUCCGCACUGUCCGGUGCGGAUGUCGAAUCAUGGAAAUUUGUACCGGCAUAUACAGGCAGUCCAUCUGAAGAAGGUGAUCAAAUCUUGCGAGCUGUGUGGUAAAGGAUUUACAAGCAAAGGCUCGUACAAGUCACACAUGCGAUCGGAACACGAUAUAGGGGAGACGUACGAAUGUAAGCUGUGUCCGAAGAAAUUCAAUCAUCCCGGCAACUACCGCAUACACAACAUUCGUUGCCAUACCAACGAAAGAAAAUUCACCUGCUCCACGUGUGGAAAACAGUUCAAGGAGAAACGUGAUCAUCGCAAUCAUCAGCGAGUACAUUCGAACGAGAAACCGUUUGGCUGCAGCCAGUGUCCGAAGGAAUUCAAAAGUGAGUACGCUAGAAAAACGCACGAACUUACCCACGCUGGGGUCGUUUUUCAAUGCACGGCCUGUGAUAAAUCUUACCGCUACAAAUGCCUUCUAAGCAUUCACAUCAAAAAGGAUCAUCCGGAUUUGAUUGUACGCGCGGCAACGGUCGACGAUUGAGGAAACGUUGCGGCGUUCUUUAUUGAUAAGCGUAUAACUAAAACGUUAUGUCAACAGAGUGUUAUUUACAAAUUUACCUUAAACAAAUGGUUGAUGAACUACAACAAGGAUCUCAAGUAAAAUUUAUUCCUUUCUUGUAA
This is a messenger RNA of Anopheles stephensi (Asian malaria mosquito), 2130 nucleotides long. RefSeq names its product zinc finger protein 814-like. Gene Ontology annotation, biological process: regulation of transcription by RNA polymerase II. The coding region runs from base 671 to 1990 and encodes 439 amino acids. The record is from RefSeq and is a predicted model, not a curated record. Gene Ontology annotation, cellular component: nucleus. NCBI's taxonomy places the organism in Eukaryota, Metazoa, Arthropoda, Insecta, Diptera, Culicidae. The transcript has 5 exons. Gene Ontology annotation, molecular function: DNA-binding transcription factor activity; zinc ion binding; RNA polymerase II cis-regulatory region sequence-specific DNA binding.